Messenger RNA from Malurus melanocephalus (red-backed fairy wren), 2194 nucleotides. Its product is annotated as voltage-dependent T-type calcium channel subunit alpha-1H-like. Gene Ontology annotation, biological process: calcium ion transmembrane transport; neuronal action potential; calcium ion import. Bases 47 to 2194 code for a protein of 715 amino acids. The record is from RefSeq and is a predicted model, not a curated record. Gene Ontology annotation, cellular component: neuron projection; voltage-gated calcium channel complex; voltage-gated sodium channel complex. Gene Ontology annotation, molecular function: voltage-gated sodium channel activity; low voltage-gated calcium channel activity. Lineage: Eukaryota; Metazoa; Chordata; Aves; Passeriformes; Maluridae. The transcript has 9 exons.
CAGAGCUGUCCUUAACGCCGKCGCCAGCUGGUUCGAGCGUGCCAGCAUGCUGGUGAUCCUGCUCAACUGCGUCACCCUGGGCAUGUUCCGGCCCUGCGAGGACGUGGAGUGCCAGUCGGAGCGCUGCACCAUCCUGGAGGCGUUUGACGACUUCAUUUUCGCCUUCUUUGCGGUGGAAAUGGUCAUCAAGAUGGUGGCCCUGGGCAUCUUUGGGCAGAAGUGUUACCUYGGAGACACCUGGAAUCGCCUGGACUUCUUCAUCGUCAUGGCAGGGAUGAUGGAGUAUUCCCUGGAUGGACACAACGUCAGCCUCUCGGCCAUCCGCACUGUCCGUGUCCUUCGGCCGCUGCGAGCCAUCAACAGGGUCCCGAGUAUGAGGAUCCUGGUGACCCUGCUGCUGGACACUCUGCCUAUGUUAGGCAACGUCCUCCUCCUGUGCUUCUUUGUCUUCUUCAUCUUYGGCAUCGUCGGCGUCCAGCUCUGGGCGGGGCUGCUGAGGAACCGCUGCUUCCUGGACAGGAAUUUCGCCAUGACGUACAACCUGACCUUCCUGCACCCCUACUACCGGCCGGACGAGGCGGAGGAGAACCCCUUCAUCUGCUCCUCGCACCGGGAGAACGGCAUGCAGAGGUGCUCCAACAUUCCCACCAGGAAGGAGUUCAAGGUGGAAUGUACUCUGAGCAUGGAUUCCUACAGYGCCAGCCUGGCCAGCCCCGAGCCCAGCAGCCGCAAUUCCUGCAUCAACUGGAACCAGUACUACAACGUGUGCAUGGCGGGGGAUGUCAACCCCCACAAUGGAGCCAUCAAUUUUGAUAACAUUGGAUAUGCCUGGAUUGCCAUUUUCCARGUGAUAACCCUGGAAGGAUGGGUGGAUAUCAUGUACUACGUGAUGGAUGCGCACUCUUUUUACAAUUUUAUAUAUUUUAUAUUGCUCAUCAUAGUCGGCUCCUUUUUCAUGAUCAACCUGUGCCUGGUGGUGAUCGCCACGCAGUUCUCAGAGACCAAGCAGCGCGAGAACCAGCUGAUGCAGGAGCAGCGRGCGCGCUACCUGUCCAACGACAGCACCAUCGCCAGCUUCUCGGAGCCRGGCAGCUGCUACGAGGAGCUGCUCAAGUACAUCUGCCACAUCCUCAGGAAGGUCAAGCGCAGGACCAUCCGCCUCUACAACAACUGGCAGAGCAAACGCCGCCAAAAAGUGAACCCCAACAGCGGCGGCGGUGGCGGAGGGGGCGGGCAGAGCCAGCGGAGCAGGAGGAGGAUCACCUCCAUCCACCACCUGAUCCACCACCACCACCACCAUCAYCACCACCACUACCACAUCAGCAACGGCAGCCCGCGGGGGCCCCGCGCCAACCCCGAGAUCUGCGAGCUGGAGCUGCGCACGAUGAAGCCGGGCGGGCGGCUGAUGCUGCCGCCACCGUCGCCUUCUCCGCAGGGCCCCGCGCCCCGUCCCGACGCCGUGCACAGCGUCUACCACGCCGAUUGCCACAUGGAGGGGCCCCCCGGCGGCUGCAAGGCUCCUGGUACCCCUGCCAGCAGCAAACUGGCCGGGCUGGCCCACCACAGCAGCAUGAACUACCCCACCAUCCUGCCUUCCCCCACCAGCAAGGGCGGCUCCGCGCCCCUUCCCGCCGGGAAGAAGAACGGGAAUUCUCCMGUGGCCGUGGUUAACAGCCCGGGGAAUUUGGGCCUGGAUUCUUACGGGAAGCUGCAGCAGCUGGUGGGAGAGCAUGGUCUCCACCGGACGCCCAGCCGGCUGUCGGGGCUGAGCGCUGCCGGGGCGCUGCCGGGCACGGGCGGCCCCAGGCCGGGCUGUGAGCUGCAGGACUGUCCCUUCUGUGCCAGCCUCCUGGACGAGGAAUUCGCCCUCAGUGACUCCGACAGCAACGGCGACUCCGACAGCAACGGCGUCUACGAGUUCACGCAGGACCUGCGGCACGGCGACCGCCGGGACCAACUGCAGCAGCAGCAGCAGCAGCAGCAACGGAGCAGGAGGAGGAGGAAGAAGAAGAAGGCCAAGGAGAGGAACAAGGUGACCAAGCUGUGGCGGGCGUUCGGCACCAAGCUCAAGAGGAUCGUGGAGAGCAAAUAUUUCAACCGCGGGAUCAUGAUCGCCAUCCUCAUCAACACCCUCAGCAUGGGCAUCGAGUACCAYGAGCAGGUUUUUGUUGAAGUGUUUGGAGGGAGGGAGUAA